AUGGAUUUGAUUAAAACAAGCUGUCUCGGAGUGACCCUUGAAUAUUUGAAUACAGGAAUGACCGUGCUGUCCAGCGUACAUUUUUGGGAGGAUCCGCCCAACCUGCAAUCCGAAGAUCGACCUGUUUUCACGAACCUCUUGCAGGAGGAUCAGACUUGGUGCGUCGAUGUAAAACGGACUCACGUUGCAACAGAUCCGGAAAUCCCACGAGAGAUGCUGAAAGACUCUAGAUGGGAAAGGAACGACGAGCUAUCGAGGCCGGAGAAUUCGGGACAGGAGUGUGAAUAUGUCGUCCAAGAUACGAGAUCAAGAGACAUGAACGGUUUCGAUAGUAGGCGAGGACCUGAAGUCCGUUAUUUGUGA
Molecule: messenger RNA, 363 nt
Organism: Cyclocybe aegerita
Lineage: Eukaryota; Fungi; Basidiomycota; Agaricomycetes; Agaricales; Hemipholiotaceae
Source: the annotation of a GenBank genome assembly